Molecule: messenger RNA, 4520 nt
Organism: Oryzias melastigma (Indian medaka)
Lineage: Eukaryota; Metazoa; Chordata; Actinopteri; Beloniformes; Adrianichthyidae
Gene: zbtb46
Product: zinc finger and BTB domain containing 46
Biological process (GO): regulation of transcription by RNA polymerase II
Molecular function (GO): protein binding; RNA polymerase II cis-regulatory region sequence-specific DNA binding; DNA-binding transcription factor activity, RNA polymerase II-specific
Source: RefSeq, a predicted model, not a curated record
GAGGAGGGGGAGGCUCCUGAUACCAAGACACGGAAAAGCAGGGGAGGGAAGGAGAAAACGGGGCUGGUGGAGGAAGAGGAGCGGAGAGUUGGAUGAAUCGGGGAAUAACAGUGUAGGGAGAGCGCGCGCGCAGAGGAGAGGAGGGACAGCACCCAGUGGUCUGGACACCCCCCUCCUUUCUUCUCCCAGGCUGUCACAUCACAUUUGGACACCGACGGAGCGUCACCGCGUCCGCGCCAGACCCCAUGGGGUAACAGAUGUUUGGAGGAACGGCUUUUGUUCAGCUACACAGAUGAACAACAGGAAGGAGGACAUGGAGAUCUCAUCUCACUACCGUCAGCUCCUCAGAGAGCUCAACGAGCAGAGGCAGCACGGCAUCCUCUGUGACGCCUGUGUCAUCGUGGAUGGGAAGAUCUUCAAGGCCCACAAGAAUGUCCUUUUGGGCUCUUCACGCUAUUUUAAGACCCUUUACUGCCAGGUUAAAAAAGGAGCCGAGCCUCAUCAUCAGACUACUGUCACUCACCUGGACAUUGUUACGGCCACAGGCUUCAAAGCCAUCCUGGACUUCAUGUACUCGGCACACCUCGCUCUCACCAGCAAGAACGUGAUCGAGGUCAUGUCGGCUGCCAGCUACCUGCAGAUGACAGACAUUGUCCAGGCCUGCCACAGCUUCAUCAAAGCUGCACUGGACAUCAGCAUCCGCUCCGAGAUGGCUGAUGAGCUGGCUGACUUUGAGAUGGGGGCUGUUGCUGCAGGUUUGGGGGGAGGUGGAGGGGGAAGAGGCGGCGGAGGAGGAGGUGGACUAGGAGUAGCAGGAGCAGGGGUUGUUCCCGGAGCAGUUUUGGGGGGAGGAGGAGGAGGGAUAGUGGGAAUGGCUUCCGAGGCCUUGGCCUCCAUCAUGUCAGGUCGCAGCACCUCCCCUUGGCUAGCCCGCCGCACCAGCCCAGCCAACUCCUCAGGGGACUCAGCCAUCGCCAGCUGCCACGAGGGAGGCAGCACGUACGGAAAGGAGGACCAGGAACCCCCAAAGAGCCACGAGAGUCAAGAGGAAGCCUGCCACGACUCCCAACCCGCGUGGCCGCACGACUACAGGCCGAUCAACGUCAAAGAGGAGCAGGUCUCCCCUGCCUCAUCUUCUCAUCCACGAGACACUCUUAAGGGAGCAGCCCCAAGCCAGGCAGAGCAAGGGCCUGGAGGGGCUGGGGGAGGGGGCGGAGAUGGGUCCUGGCAACAGUUGUCGGGAUCGGGGAGGAGGAAGAACAGAAAGAACAAGGACACUGUGAGGCAUAUCACCCAGCAAGCUGAGAGGAACUGGGACCGGGAGAGGGAGCGCUACAGGGACAGUCGGCCCGGGUCUCCGCUGCCAUCCAUGCUGGCGGUUGCAGGAUGGAACUAUAACGGGCAGGACAUCCCAGGGGCAGACGUGACCGAGCCCAAUAGCUCAGACAGCCGUGGGGAGCGCCUCGACUUCUUCGUCAAACAGGAAGAGGCUCUCACCGCAGAGCCCAGCUUCCUGGGCACCAACGAGAGCGAGGAGGCCAGCCGAGGAGCGGGGGCAGGGAUCUCAUCUGUGGCUAAUCUGAAGGCAGCACUGAUGAGUAAGAACAGCCUGCUGUCACUGCGGGCUGAGAUGAUGGGAGAUGAUAACCCGCUGCUGUACGAGUACCUGCCCAAAGGAGGACACUCCCUGUCUUUGAAUGACUUCACGGUGAUCCGUAAAAAGUUCAAGUGCCCCUACUGCAGUUUCUCCGCUAUGCACCAGUGCAUCCUCAAGAGGCACAUGCGCUCCCAUACGGGUGAGAGGCCAUACCCCUGUGAGAUCUGCGGCAAGAAGUUCACCAGACGGGAGCACAUGAAGAGGCACACGCUGGUCCACAGCAAAGACAAGAAGUACGUGUGCAAAGUGUGCAGCCGCGUCUUUAUGUCAGCAGCCAGCGUUGGGAUCAAACACGGCUCCCGUCGCCAUGGCGUCUGCGCCGACUGCUCUGGCCGGGGCAUGGCCGCCCUGCUGGACCACAACGGAGAGGUGGGUGGGGACAUCUCCCCCGAAGAGGAGUUGUACCCCGGGGACCGCUUCCACGAUGACCAGGCGGAGUGCGAUGGAGACGGCGAGGAGGAGAUGAUGGCGGAAGGGGACGGGGAGAUCCUGGGGGAAGGCGAGGAGGAGGGGGGCAAGUGGAAGGACUCAGGGAUGACCACCGAGGAGCACGGGGUGCUGGACAACGAGAAGGAAGAGAGCGACUCCUCGGCGCAGGAGGGGGAGCCGCAGAACGGGAGCGAGAAGGACUUCGCCUGGAUCUCAUAGGAUCCGUCCGGCUCACGUCACGGGCUCCUCAACCGAUCUCUGAAGAUCUGCGGCCAUCUCUCCGGCAGAUUCCUCGGCUCUCUUUACCCACACAGGCCUUCCUUUGAAUGGAAAUGCUGUAGGGUGACGCGCGACAAUGAUCUAACAUCAUUCUGAGUAACACUCAAAUGCACACACACCAACCUUGACUGCCAUAAACGAAGGAGAUCAAUGAUGGUUUGACUGCAAGGCUUCUUUCUGCUUACCUCCUUUACUUCAAAUGCAGUGUUUUUGUUUCUUCUUGAGGGUUCAGGUCAGAGUCUAGCAGUUUUUUUAUUUAAUCCAAGGACAUGGCUGACGUUAAACUACAACUUUGUACGUUUGCCAUCACAAUCACCAUGGAAACCAAGGGGAAAAAGCCAGGAAGACGGGUGUAUUGGUCCCUCCUCAGCUGUAAUGUUUCUGGGGACGCGUCUCUCCGCCACUGAAGAAAGACGCUCAAUCUAUUGCAAAAGCGUGGGGGGCACCGGAGCGCCCCCACAGCACAUUGUUGAUGAUGCAGAAUCCUACUGCCACAGACUUGCACUUUAACCAAACUCCUAACAAAGCCCUGAACCCACGGUUUACAUUUUUGAUCCGACCUUUGCUUACACAACUCGGUGACCGCACCUACCUUUAAGGAUGUUCUCUAUGUCCUCUUGACUGUUAUCACAACAUACUGAAUCUGCGUGCUGUUUAUAUGCCUUUCAGUGUAAGUUCACCACCAUCCAUUCCAACCGGUCCUGGAGAUGUACAUACAGUUCUUUGAGUCGGGACUAAACUUUUACAGUGAACAUUUGAGUCGUUUUUUUUUUUUUCCACAAAUCGAGCACAAAUUGGACCUAGCCUUCACCGACAGUACUUUAGUUCUGUCUCUUGGCUGAGUGUCUCUCACACUGGACUUUGUGACGAUCGGACCUGAGAGCCGAGUCUCUCACACCUACGGAGGAGCUGCCUUUGUUCUUUUGUCUUUUUUUUCCCCUCUUCAAUCAAUCAUCCAACUCCAGUCUCUGGAUACAGAAUAUGCAGACUCUUUCCAUGCUUAAUCUUACUUUUGAUGAUAAGGGGUAUUUUUAUUUUUUCUUGUCUUUUAAGAGAAGAGGAUCAAGUUUGUGUUUGAAGUUUCAGUAUUUGUAAAGAGUGUGAUAUUAAUUUGUUAUUUAUUGAGAAGAAAAAAGCAAACAUGCUUGUGGAUUCCUGAUUUAAAGAACUUCAACCUCUUGCUCUCUCUGUGUCGCGUGAAACAAAACGGGUGUUUGUAUGCAAGGAUGCGUGUCUGCAUAGACAGAUUUUUCUUCUUUUCUUUUCUAAAAAAAUUUCUGUUUAAUUUUUUUUUUUUUUGGCAAACUUGAGGCCACUGAGUUGUCUUAUUGUUAUGAAUAUUAAAACUAUGAUUAUUCUCGUUGAUGUUACUAUUAUGAAUUAUUAUCAAGUGCUGGAUGCUAGGCUUUUAUUGUGCGUUUCUUUUCUAUGUGUUUUAUAUCUUGUAUAAGAAGAAGAAAAAAAAAAGCUUUCAUAUUUUGCCUUGUUGUGGACAGCAAGCCAUCGGGCUUUUUAAACCAACCUUCUAUUGUGCCAGUUUUGUUGAUCAUGAAGGGAAGAAUCGCGUUCCUGUCCAACUUCUGUGUUAAAUAUUGACUGAAACUUAUAUUCAGCACAUGCUUUCGCAUCACUAAUGUACACUAAUUGAUUAAUAUUGAACCAAAAACAAUCUAGUACUUUGUAUACAUGAAGUGCUUUGUUUGAAAGUCCGUGUGUUGGUGGUUUUUUGGAUUUAUUGUUGUGGUAAACUAUUUUGUUGUUUUUUUUCCCCCUUUUUUGUAUUAUUAUUUUUAAACCUAUUUGUCGGUUUGCUAAAGUGCACAUGAUAUUUUAUUAUUAUUAUUAUUGAGAACAUAUGAAGGGCUGAGUGAAAGGACCAGCUGGCUUUUAAAAUUAAAAUCAAGCAGAAUUUUUCUUUUUUUUUCUUGUUUCUACUGUGCAACAGCUUGAAUGACAAACAAUCAAGCAGUAAUGCAGCCUGCAGACGACCCCCCCCCCAUUUAUUUCCUCACUCAGGCUGCACCUUUUUUGCACUUGAGGUUUAAUUUUGUAACUUGGUUUUAAUUUGGAUAAAAAGGAAGUGGAGUGCUGCAACAGUAACUCUGGGAUUUUAUUUCGUGGUCGUACAUGCCUUUCUGCUGCAGGUGCCAUGGAC